Messenger RNA from Prorocentrum cordatum, 3236 nucleotides. The record is from the annotation of a GenBank genome assembly. NCBI's taxonomy places the organism in Eukaryota, Dinophyceae, Prorocentrales, Prorocentraceae.
GCCGGCGCGCCGCCAUGCUGCAGCAGAUCAAGGAGGGCGUCCGGGAUUGGCUGUUCUCGGACGCCGACAAGCAGCACCUGACCGACAUCUCCCUGGAGUACAGCUACCACGACCUCGCCAGCGGCACCGGAGGCUUUGCGAGCAGCAGCAAGCUCGGCAGCGGCGCCGCGGGCACGGUGUACCGCGGGACGCUCCGGGGCGGCACUGAGGUGGCCGUGAAGAGGCUCCCAGACGACGGCACCCUCGGAGGGUUCGAGGACGAGGUGAGGGUCCUCAGCCGCUUCCGACAUCCCAACCUGGUGACUCUGCUAGGCUGGGGCCAGAGCAGCACCGAGAAGUUCCUCGUCUACGAGCUGCUCACCGGCGGGGACGUUGGUGCGCGCCUGGCCAAGUGCCGCGACCGCGGGGAGCCGUUCGAGUGGCGCCACCGGCUGCGAGUGGGCGCCGACGCCGCGUGCGGCCUCUCGCACAUGAUGAACAGCACGCCGAAGGCCCUGCACCGAGAUAUCCCCGGGCCCGCCAACAUCCUCCUCGAUGCCAACGGCACGGCCAAGAUGGCGGACUUCGGGCUCGCGGGCACCAUCCGGGACGUGCGGCAGCAGCACCUCACGGUGGAGAACAUCAGCGGCACCCCUGGCUACGCCUGCCCUGUCUACAUUCGGACGGGGCACGUAAACGAACAGACGGAGGCGUACUCGUUCGGCGUGGUGCUCCUCGAACUGCUCCUCAACAUGCCGCCCGCGCUGCAGGGCCCUUCGGGCGACAUCGUCUACCCGCUGCUGCAGGCAGUGAUGCCCGGAGCACCCGACGCCACAGGCCGCGUGCUGGAGUCCCUGGACAGGCGGGCGGCGUGGCCGCGGCCGGCGGCCGAGCACUUCGCCUCGAUGGCGCUGUCGUGCAUCGACGGCGCUCCCGAGAGGAGGCCCCCUUUUGAGCAGCUGGUCCGGGAGCUGCGCGCCCUCGCGGCCUCCGCCAGCGCCGCUGCCGCCUCGGCUGGCGACGGUGCCCAAGGCCGCUCCAGGUCCAAGACGCCCCCGGCGCCGGAGGACGCGGCCCAGGCCUCCGAGGUGGCGCUGAGCUGCGUGCACGCGGACGGCGUGGACCUCGCCGCGCUGCCGGCGGCGCAGCGCUGCCUGGCCUUCCCGGCGCCUGCCGCGCGUGGCGCCUGGUCCGCGGCAGUGGGGCGGCAGCACCAGCCCGAGCUGUUCGACCGGCUCGUGCUGAACAAGGUCUGCGGGGCCCAAGUCGCCCGGGCGGGCGUGCCAAAGGUGUCCUCCGUGCCGGCCGUGGCCGCAGCGGCCGCUCUCGCCGCCGCUCGCGCCAGGCGGCGUGAUCGCCGCGGGGAGCGCCGCGGCGGCGCCUGUCAACCCGUCGCCCUCCGCGCGACCGCCGUGGCCGAGAAGUCCGAGGCCACAGUGGGCGAGGUGCUCGAGCGCGAAGACAUCCGCAACAUUGCUAUCAUUGCGCACGUCGAUCACGGCAAGACCACGCUUACGAACGCGCUGAUGAAACAGACCUCCAACGAUGAUAGCAUCGGAUCCAUGGACAGCAACCAGAUCGAGUCGGAGCGGGGCAUCACGAUCCUGGCCAAGAACGCAUCUGUUGAGUGGAAAGGCGUCAAGAUCAACAUUAUCGACACCCCUGGGCACGCAGACUUCGGUGGCGAAGUCGAGCGAAUUCUGAACAUGGCGGACGCUUGCCUCCUCCUGGUUGACGCGCAGGAGGGCCCAAUGCCUCAGACCAAGUUUGUGCUGAAGCAGGCCCUGAAGCUUGGUCGCAAGGUCAUCGUUGUCAUCAACAAGGUCGACAAGCCUGCAGCACGGUGCGAUUGGGUGCUCGACACCACCUUCGAUUUGUUCGCCUCCCUCGGUGCAGACGACGAGCUCUGUGACUUUCCGGUCUGCUACGCCUCGGGCUUCUUGGGUGUGGCAUCGAGAGAUGGCCCAGACUCGUUGGAGAAAGACUUGUCUCCGAUCCUCGACCAGAUCCUUGAGGAGUGCCCCAAACCCAUGGUAGACACCCGUGCCCCCCUGCAAAUGCUCAUCUCGAACUUGGACUUCGACCCGUUCAUCGGGCGCAUCGCGAUCGGCCGCAUCAGGUCUGGCAACCUCAAAGUCGGCCAGGAGCUUGGCUUCCAGUUUGGUCCCAAGGGUGCCGUGAGAAAGGCGAAGAUCAGCAAGCUCUGGGACUUCUGCAACAAUCAGAGGAGGGAAGUGGACGUGGUCAAAGCCGGCGACAUCUGCGCAUUCUCGGGCAUGGACGACGUGACCAUAGGCGACACCGUGGUGGACCCAGCGAACCCCCAGGCUUUGCCGCCGAUCGUCGUGGAGGAGCCCACGGUCGUCAUGGAGUUUGGGGUCAACAUGUCGCCCUUCUCUGGGCAGCUGAAGGAGACCAAGUGGGUGACCAGCUCUCACAUCAAGAACCGCCUCGAGAAGGAGACCAUGACCAACCUGGCCAUGCGCGUGGAGCAGGGAAGCACCGCCGAAUCGUUCAGAGUCAAGGCCCGCGGCAUCCUGCAGCUCGGGAUCCUUAUCGAGAACCUGAGGCGCGAGGGCUUCGAGGUCAUGAUCGGGCCGCCAGAGGUCAUCACGCUCACCGACCCGGAGACAGGCGAGAAGCUCGAGCCCUACGAGGACGUAGUGGUCGAUACACCCACCGAGUACCAGGGCACCGUCAUGGAGGAGAUGCAGAAGAAAAGCGCCGAGCUGGUCAACAUGGAGGCUGGCGCUGGGGAGGGCAGCAUGAUCAUGUCUUUCAAGAUUCCCACCCGCAAUCUGAUCGGCAUGCAGGGCGUCCUCAUGCGCCGCACCAAGGGGCAGGCCGCCGUGCUCAACUCGCGAUUCGCCGAGUACGGCCCGUACCAGGGGGACGGCCUCAAGUUCCGUGAAGCUGGCUCGGUGGUCUCCGCGUCCGCCGGCAAGGUCACCGCAUACCAGCUGGUCAAGAUGAAGAGCCGUGCAACGUUCUGGGUGAAGCCUGCCGAGGAGCUCUACGAGGGCAUGAUCUGCGGGAUCCACAACAAGGAGGAGGACAUCACCAUCAACAUGGCCAAGAGCAAGGGCACGAGCAACGUGAGGGAGAAAACCGCCACGGGCGUGGAGGCACCGCCGCCACCCCUUCCCAUGAGCAUCGACGAUUUCCUGGGUCACAUGGACACUGACGAGAUGCUCGAGGUGACGCCGGGCCCCAUCCGUCUCCUGAAGAGGAACUCCAAGGCCCUCAAGGUUCGGUGA